AUGCCCGUCGUGACCAACUACCUGGCGCCCGAACGGCAGGUACCCAGAACACUCACGGCGCAGGCAGAGGCGUCGUCGACGGCGGCCCUCCCACACCCCGCUCCGCUCCUCCCCAUCCCCGAAGCAAACUUCAUCCCCCUCUACGUCCUCCUCGCCCUCGUGCCCCUGACCUUUCUCGCCGUCGGCCUCUGGGCCUGCCGCCUCGAGCGCAGAGCAGCCCGCGCCCAGGCCGGCGGCGACGUCGAGCUCCAGACCCUCCGAACCUUCUGGUUCCCCUGGCGCGAGGCCGUCGAAGUCAGCCCCCCGCCGCCGGCCGUCGCCCCCGAGACAGCCACGCUCGGUCCCGGAUCUGCGGCGAACCAGGCGGCCCACGUCGACACCGCUGCCGCUGCCGCGCCGCCGCCGCUGGCCCCCGAGGCAGCGACCACAAGCCAGCACCUCAGCUCACGGUUCUCGCUCGACGAGUCGCCCACGCCCCGUGCCAAGAGGGGCAGAAGCAACGCUGCAGCGGCAGCAGCAGCAGCCAAGAAAAACAACGCAAAAGACGACAACCUCCGCAGCGACACUGACGCCAGGAAGAGCAGCGAGCAGGCGGCGGCGGCGGCGGCGGCUCUCGCUGAUGGCGCAAAUCGUCUGCUCUCCCGUCUCCGCGCCGGCGAGGCAACGACGACCCUGCCCACGACCAUCAAGGACUGGCGCUCCGUCCACGCGGCGCUGCUGCCGCAUCGCUUCGGCCCGUCGCCGUUCCCGGGUCGUGGUGCUCACGAUGACGGCGGCCCGGUGAGUCCCAUUAUUUCGGCGCCCUCCUUCAUCGGCUCCUCGGUGGUCUCUAUUGGCGCCGGGCCGGAUGACCUGAGGAGCAGCUGGGUCUCUGGUAGAGCUGCUGCUCCUGCUGCUGCCCCCUGCAAGGUUGUGAGGUUCGCUGGCGAAGGCUAUCAAGAAGAAGAAGACGAAGACGACGGCAAGGGUAAGGGACGGGCUGGCAUCCAGGUCACGACUCGCUCGGUCGUUGUCAGCAACCCGCAGGAUGGGAAAAUGUUCUGA
Verticillium nonalfalfae is the source of this 1044-nucleotide messenger RNA. RefSeq lists its product as uncharacterized. The transcript has a single exon. The coding region runs from base 1 to 1044 and encodes 347 amino acids. The record is from RefSeq and is a predicted model, not a curated record. NCBI's taxonomy places the organism in Eukaryota, Fungi, Ascomycota, Sordariomycetes, Glomerellales, Plectosphaerellaceae.